UCAUUGGUCGUUGAACCGCUGAUCACAGUUUCUCAGUGCGGGCGUGGAGUCCGUCACUGUGCUGCAGGUGCACGGAUUAUUUUAACACCAGUUUUAUGUUGUUCUCUGCAGUCGGCUGUCCGCACGUGGCGGCAGUGUAGUUGGAAGAUGUCUGCGGGUUUGAGAUGCCCGGGCUGCGGGUCCUCAAACAUUGUGGACGAUGAUCUGUACGCCCAGACACAGCUGGUGUGUGUGGACUGCGGAUAUGUGGUGGCCGAGGGAACUCUGGCCGAUGACCCAGUCGGGGGUUCAGAUGUCAGCUACAGCCGAACCACAGCUGUGGCCAAAAAGCCGUGUAUGAACCUGAUUAAAGGUCUGCAGCGUGUGAAAGCCAUAUGUCGGAGUCUCCGGGUCCACAGUGAGAUCGAGAACCUCUCUCAGAACUAUUUCAACCAGGCCUAUCAGCAUGAAAGUUUCCUCAAAGUGAGCCUCCAGAAGAAAGAAGUUCUCGCUGGUUGCUGUGUGCUUGUAAGCUGCAGACUGCUCAAUUGGCCCAUUACCACAGGAACCAUCAGCUGCCUGCUGGAUGCCGACCCGAUGGUGGUGGGAGCCAUUUAUCAAGAGAUGGUCAAGAUUCUCCACAUUGAAGCUCCGACCGUCAACAUUACUGAUGUCAUGGAGGCCCACUGUCAGGAGUACAAAAUAAGUUCACUUCACGUUCCUGAAGAAUUGGCUGAGAACUCCAAGGACUUGACCAAACGGGCCGUUGCCCUGGUGGAGCUGGCAGCAGAUGCCUGGAUUGUGACUGGCCGUAAACCCAUCCCCAUCAUGAUGGCAGCAAUAUUCUUGGGCUGGCAGUCUUUGAAACCCAACAAGCAGCGCCUGAAAUUCUCCCUGGACAAAUUCUGUCAGAUUGCCAAGGUCAAUAAGCACAAGCCUGCUUUGAAGAGAAUAACUGAGAUAAAGGAGGUGCUGUGUAAGCUAGGUAAGGAGAUUCCCUGGCUCAGGGAAGCAGUGACGCCGGAUAACGUUGUUCUGCAGGUGGAGGAUAUUCUACAGCACAGGUACACCCUGCUAAGGAGGGCUCAGAGGACCCACGAGGACGCUCUGCUGGUAGAGUGUCAGGAAAGCUGUGUGGACUCUGAGGAGACUGCUCCCUCCCAUAUCUCUGAGCCUGUAGAGCAGACUCCAAAUGCAUCCUCUGUGGAACAAUGUGAAACGAAUGCUGAACAGGCCCAGCAACCAGGAGAUAAAGAUGUUAAUCCAUUCACAGUACCUGAGCUGCACAGUAACACUCAGGAGAGCCAAGAUCCAGCACCAAACUGGGGGAAGAGAGUGCUGUUUGCUCCUCCGUGCGUGAUUCAUGCUAAGAGAAGGAGACUGGAGCAGCCUGAGCUCAAAGAUGUAACUGGUGAUGAGGAAAUCUCUGACAGUGAAAUUGAGUCAUACAUUCGCACUCCUCAAGAAAUUCGAGACUUUGCUCUGACACAGAAGAUACUGUCCUUGUCUGAGUGUGAGAAAUCAUGACCACUAAUGUAUUGAUGAAGAUGCUACUACCUUAUGUAGUUUAUCCAGUAAUAGAUUGUAUCGUUGUUUUGCUGCUACUUGAUUUACUUACUAAAAAAGUUGUGUUGAAGUGGUUAAUAAAUAAUUAUCAUGUAGAAGUUUCUGGACACAUCACAAGAUGUGCACAGUGAAAAAUGAAGUGUGAGGAUUCCCACUAAAACUGUUUUUAAAAAAAAAAAAAAAAG
Micropterus salmoides (largemouth bass) is the source of this 1730-nucleotide messenger RNA. It is a transcript of the gene brf2, whose product is annotated as BRF2 RNA polymerase III transcription initiation factor subunit. The transcript has 4 exons. Bases 148 to 1506 code for a protein of 452 amino acids. The record is from RefSeq and is a predicted model, not a curated record. Gene Ontology annotation, molecular function: RNA polymerase II general transcription initiation factor activity; TBP-class protein binding. Gene Ontology annotation, biological process: transcription preinitiation complex assembly; transcription initiation at RNA polymerase II promoter. Gene Ontology annotation, cellular component: transcription preinitiation complex; nucleus. NCBI's taxonomy places the organism in Eukaryota, Metazoa, Chordata, Actinopteri, Centrarchiformes, Centrarchidae.